UCAGAUGCAGGCUGUCUUUGGGUGUUAAAUUGAAGUCAAAUGACGAUUUAGCAAGCCAACUAAUCUGUAAUCUCCUGACAAGAUCAGCAAAUCACCAAUGCUUCCUCUAAAUUCCUGUGAAAUGUUACAUUUGGGACUGAAGAACCCUAAGGCACUAUAUAUUUUCUUUUUCUCAAAUUAGAGUUAUUUAACACUGCAUCACCUGAUUGAGUAGCUACCCAAAAUCACAAGGAGUACCUACUAUUCAUUACAAUUCACUGCAGGUACUGGCUCAGGAAUUUAGGAGCACAAGCGAAAGACGACUUCUUUCACCACCCUGAAGAAUCCAUCAUGUCGAUGGAGCGGCCGCUGCUGUCUGAGUGCCCCGGGACGGACGGCGGUGAGCCGGAGGCCCCGCUGCCGCCCGGCCGAUGCGCCAUGCUGUACCUGCUGACGGCGAUAAGCGCCAUCGGCGGCUUCCUGUUCGGCUACGACACGGGCGUGGUGUCGGGCGCCAUGGUGCUGGUGCGCGCCGAGUUCCACCUCUCAGACACCUGGCACGAGCUGAUCGUCUCGGCCACGGUCGGCACCGCCUGGCUGCUCUCGAUGGCUGCCGGACCGCUGGCCGACCGGCUCGGCCGCCGGCCCGUCAUACUGGCGGCCAGCGCGGCGUUCGGCGCCGGCGCGCUGCUGGCCGCGCUGGCCGGCUCUCAGCAGACGCUGCUGGCCGGCCGGCUGGUGCUGGGCGUCGGCAUCGGGCUGGCCAGCAGCACGGUGCCGGUGCUGAUCGCCGAGGCGGCGCCGGCCGAGGCGCGUGGCUUCCUCACCACCGUCAACAUCGCGUUCACCACGGGCGGCCAGCUGGCGGCGGCGCUGCUGUGCGGCGCGCUGGCGGACGUCACCGACGGCUGGCGCUGGAUGAUGGGCGUGGCCGCGCUGCCGGCCGCCGUCCAGCUGCCCGGCCUGCUGGCGCUGCCCGAGUCGCCGCGGUUCCUGGUGACGCGCGGCCGGCGCAGCGAGGCGGCCGCCGCGCUCACCCGACUCCGGCCGACCGGCUUCCCCGUGCGCACCGAGCUGGCGCGGGUGGCGGCGCAGUGCGCGCGCGAGCAGCGCGGCCGGCGCGCGUGCGGCCCGACGGCGAUGCUGCGCCGGCCGGCGGUGCGGCGCGCCCUGCUGCUCGGCUGUGGUCUGCAGGUGAUACAGCAGCUGGCCGGUAUCAACACGGUGAUGUACUACAGCGCCAGCAUUAUCCAGAUGUCGGGCGUGCGUGACCCGACCACGGCGAUCUGGCUGGCGGCGCUGCCGGCAGCGGUUAAUUUUGCCGGCACGCUGGUAGGUAUGGCGCUAGUGGAGCGGGUGGGCCGCCGGCCGUUGACGCUGACCAGUCUGCUCGGCACGGCCGGCGCGCUGGCGCUGUUGGCGGCCGGAUUCUGGGUGAACGCGGCCCAGUCUCUGCCAGUGACGGUGCCGGCCGAGUUCCCGCAGUGCCGCCAGUACAACUGCGCCUCGUGCCAAUCGGCCGGCUGCGGGUUCUGUUUCGACGAGACGCCGGUCGGGCCGGCCAACGGCUCCUGCCUGCCGCUGCUCGCCGGUAACGCCUCUGCGCCGUCGGCCGAGUGCCGGGCUGCCCACCAGGUCUGGGCGGCCGACUGGUGUCCGGCGCCGCACUCUUGGCUGCCCGUGCUGGGGCUCUGCCUCUACCUGGUGGCGUUCGCUCCGGGCAUGGGCCCCAUGCCAUGGACCAUUAACGCCGAGAUCUACCCGGCUUGGGCGCGCGGCUCGGGCAGCGGCCUGGCCGCCUCCUGCAACUGGCUGGCCAACCUGGCCGUGUCCCUGACCUUCCUGAGCCUAGUGGGAGCGCUGGGCCGUCCGGGCACGUUCCUGCUGUACGCGGCGGUGGCGGCCGCCGGCUGGCUGCUGCUGCUCCGCUGGCUGCCAGAGACCCGCGGUGUGCGGCUGGAGAACAUGGCCGUCCUGUUCGGCGGAGACGGGGACGACCCGCCGCUGGACGAGGACGACUGCGAGCCGCCGCCGGAGGAGGACGCUGCGCUGCUCGGAGCCAACUCCUCCCCCGAGGGAAGUCCCCCCCCCCCGUCUGUCUGCGGGCGGACGGCUCACCCCCGACCUCCAGCCGCGGUGACCGCCCGGCGAACUGAACUGCCUGACCGGUCACUGCAGGGCGAGGCGGGUUCACAGGCUCCAGCGUCCCGCCAUCCCCUGCCACAGCCCUAAUGAGGCCAGUCGGGGUUCGGUAAAGUCUGCGAUUGGAAGCCGGGCGACUACUUUACCGGCCGUGUAACGCGUCUACUUCGGUACCUGGGCGGUAGUUUGUAUUAUUUUUGGUGAUAUACGUAACGGUGGUGCUUAUCUACUGCAUGUGAGUUGUGCGCUGAUCGUCAUUGCGGGUAUGAGUUUUAUUCAAGCCUGUAUUCCCAAGGUGGUAAUCUCGUCUGAAGGAAAUAAGUUGUGACAUUCUGUGCUUCCCAGGCUCCUCGCCGUCUGUCAGGUUGUGUCAGGGCUCCGUGCAAUUGAACACUCCGUUUUCGCUAUUGCUUUUCGAUCUUACGUUUUCUUGAGGCUUCAUGAGUUUACGGGCAGUUUUGUGUAUUAUGUGUAAAAUGCCAGUAGCAACGUCUUCCGCGCGAUGAGUGCAUCUUUUAUCUUGUUUCCUCUUUUGUUGAGUUGUGCCGAUCAAGAGACCACCGUCCCACUGUUUUCGUGGGCGGUGUAUGUGAUAUGACAGUGAAGGUAGUUUAUAUGCCAGAUUUACAUCCAGUGCCUUCCAUGAUAUCAAUGGUGCGACCUUUCGCAAUAAAAGCCAGUCGUAUUGUC
Molecule: messenger RNA, 2811 nt
Organism: Amphibalanus amphitrite
Lineage: Eukaryota; Metazoa; Arthropoda; Thecostraca; Balanomorpha; Balanidae
Product: proton myo-inositol cotransporter-like
Exons: 2
Coding region: 331-2211 (626 amino acids)
Biological process (GO): transmembrane transport
Cellular component (GO): membrane
Molecular function (GO): myo-inositol:proton symporter activity
Source: RefSeq, a predicted model, not a curated record